GAUGGCGGCCGCCGCGGCGUGGCUGAGGCGCGGAGUGUGGGGCCCGGCCCGGCGGUGCGGGCUGGCGGCCGCCCGGAGCUAUAGCGGAGGCGGCUCCUACCCCAACGUGUCGCUGACGUGCCCGCUGCCCGGCGUGCCCAAAGCCGUGUUCGCGGCGGCCGAGGGCCGGGAGCGCUUCGAGACGCGGGUGACGGUGCUGGAGAACGGGCUGCGCGUCGCCUCUCAGAACAAAUUCGGACAGUUCUGCACCGUGGGCCUCCUCAUCAACUCCGGAUCGCGGCACGAAGCGAAGUACCUGAGCGGCAUCGCGCACUUCCUGGAGAAGCUGGCGUUCUCCUCCACAGCGCAGUUUAGCAGCAAAGAUGAAAUUCUUCUCACCUUAGAAAAGCACGGAGGCAUCUGUGACUGCCAGGCUUCAAGGGACACCAUCAUGUAUGCUGUUUCUGCUGAUGCCAAAGGCUUGGACACGGUGGUCAACUUGCUGGCUGACGUAGCCCUGCAGCCCAGGUUAUCAGAUGAAGAAAUCGAGAUGACUCGAAUGGCUGUACGGUUUGAGCUCGAGGACUUGAAUAUGAGACCUGAUCCAGAGCCUCUCCUCACAGAAAUGAUCCACGCGGCAGCCUACAGAGAAAAUACAGUUGGACUGAAGAGGUUCUGCCCAGUGGAAAACACUGACAAAAUUGAUCAGAAAGUCCUGCACUCAUACCUGAGCAAUUACUACACACCGGACAGGAUGGUGCUGGCAGGGGUGGGAAUUGAGCACGAGCAGUUGGUGGAGUGUGCAAAGAAAUAUCUGCUUGGAGUGGAGCCAGUGUGGGGUAGUGCACAGACCAAGGAGGUGGACAGGUCUGUGGCUCAGUACACGGGAGGCAUUGUCAAGGUCGAAAAAGACAUGUCAGAUGUGAGCCUGGGCCCCACUCCAAUCCCAGAGCUUACCCACAUUAUGAUUGGGUUAGAAAGCUGCUCAUUUUUAGAGGAAGACUUCAUUCCCUUUGCAGUAUUAAAUAUGAUGAUGGGAGGUGGUGGCUCUUUUUCAGCUGGAGGGCCUGGCAAGGGCAUGUUCACCCGGCUGUAUCUCAAUGUGCUCAACAGGCACCACUGGAUGUAUAAUGCAACUUCUUACCACCACAGUUACGAGGACACAGGUCUCCUGUGCAUACAUGCCAGUGCAGAUCCCAAACAGGUCCGAGAGAUGGUGGAAAUCAUCACAAGAGAAUUCAUUCUAAUGGCAGGAGCGAUAGGAGAGGUGGAACUUGAGAGAGCAAAAACACAACUCAAGUCUAUGCUCAUGAUGAACCUUGAAUCUAGACCAGUAAUCUUUGAAGAUGUGGGAAGGCAAGUGCUGGCAACGAACACCAGGAAACUGCCUCAUGAGCUUUGUGCACUGAUCAGUAAGGUGAAAUCCUCUGACAUCAAGAGAGUGGUCACUAAGAUGCUCCAUAAGAAACCAGCUGUGGCUGCACUGGGUGACUUGACAGAUCUGCCCACCUACGAACACAUCCAAGAAGCCCUUUCCAGUAAGGACGGCCGGCUCCCCCGUUUGUACCGGCUCUUUCGAUAGAGCAGCACUUCCUGAGUGUAUCUGAGAGACUUGCUGCUGCUUUCAUUUUGUUCUCGUGCAUUUGUAAUACUGCUAGACAGCUCCACUCCCUCCCAGAUCUUUCCAGGCAUGCUGUGCAAACACAGUGACAUUACAGCUGAGCAAAGCUGCUUCACCACAUUGAGCUACAAAGAGCUCAGUGGAUUUACAGGCCCACCCUGGCUCAGGGUGAGUAUUCUGAUCCUCAAGAGAAGAUGGGUGUACACAGCCUUCUCUUGGUACUGGGGAGAGCAUAGCAGCCCCAAACAUCCAUCACUGCAACAGAAAGCACGUACCUGAGAAGUCACUGCUGUGUGUUACCUCUAAGCCAUACUGCAGGAGCAGCCUUUUCAGCAGUGUGGAUGUGACAUCAGAGGCCCAGCUGUGUGCCUUGGGGAAGGCAGAGGCCUGCCUGCCCCUGCAGACACCUGGCAGCAGGCCAGAUGGGAUGAAACGAAACAAAAGGCUUCAGGCUAAUAAUGAGAGGUGUGUUCCUCUAAUGAAUAGCUUUCCUUUGCAAGGGUGCUCACCACACUUGUUUUAAAGAAUUUGCUUUAGAUUACAGUUCAGUUUGACAUGUUGUACUCCAGUGAGACCUGUAUGGGUAGAGGAAGACUGCUGAAAAUGCUGCUCAAGAGAAUAUUUUCAUACUCUCUCUUCAGAGAAUAUUCCAGCUAUCACCAUGGUGAACAAGUAUUUGGUCAAAGUGACUUGGGAAAGUAUUGGUUGAUAGCCAUGCAAAACAGAAUCUGAAAUCCAGGUUCUGGUCCGAGCAUUGUGGAUUAUUUUACUGCUGUAAUUUACCAUCUGUAAUACUCUUAGAAUUCAUAUGUCUGGGAAUAACUUAAUAAUUAUGCUAGAACCCAAGGGAAAGUAGAUUCUGAUUUGAAAGUGAAUUAUGCUAAAGAAUAAAAGUUUUUCUUACUCCCAAACCAA
Centrocercus urophasianus (Greater sage-grouse) is the source of this 2515-nucleotide messenger RNA. It is a transcript of the gene PMPCA, whose product is annotated as peptidase, mitochondrial processing subunit alpha. The record is from RefSeq and is a predicted model, not a curated record. Gene Ontology annotation, molecular function: metalloendopeptidase activity; metal ion binding. The transcript is spliced from 13 exons. The coding region runs from base 2 to 1561 and encodes 519 amino acids. NCBI's taxonomy places the organism in Eukaryota, Metazoa, Chordata, Aves, Galliformes, Phasianidae. Gene Ontology annotation, cellular component: mitochondrion.